Messenger RNA from Spirometra erinaceieuropaei, 321 nucleotides. NCBI's taxonomy places the organism in Eukaryota, Metazoa, Platyhelminthes, Cestoda, Diphyllobothriidea, Diphyllobothriidae. The record is from the annotation of a GenBank genome assembly.
AUGUCUCAUUGCAAGAAAAGACAUCCGUUGGCCGAUAAAAGAAAGCAUGUUUGCAUUGACGGCAAAUAUGGGGUAAGAUUUAACUUUACAGCGCACAUAGAUUAAAUGUAUUAAACCUAAUAAUUUGCUAUUCUUGACAUUCAGGCUGCCUGUACGGGCGACAGCGGAGGAGGACUGCACUGUUUAACAGGAGAUGGCAAGUGGGUUGUCUACGGCGUAGCUUCCUACACCGGCAAAAACUGCUCUGGGGAAUUCACAGUUUUCGCUCUGACUCCACCCGUGCUCGACUGGAUCAAACAGAAUGUCAUCGCGCACAAUUAA